AUGGCGGCCGACCGGCGCCGCACAAAGGCACCUGCUGGCGCGCGGCCGUCUAAAUCAGCGCGCCCGCUGCCGACCCCUGACCCCCCACCCGUCGCCGAGGCACAGUGGCUUUUGUGCCGGUGGUGUCCCGCCCGCGUGGGGAAGCCUGCCCUAGGCAGCCGGCGCCGCCGCCAGUUCGGCUACAAGAUAGUCUUGGCCACUGGCAACGACACAGACCGAGUUCUUGAGCUCAUGCAGCGGACUUUCUUCAAGGACGAGCCGGCGGUCGUUGGAUGCGGAUUAAACCCGAGUAAUCUCAGCGAGGACCUCCAGCGUUAUAUGGUGGGGGACUUGUCGGCCGGCAAGGCGCUGCUGGCCGUGGACGGAGCCGACCGCCUGCUGGGCGUCUGCCUUGGCGGGGAGGUGACGAAGGACUCCCAACAGAAGCUGCUGCAGAAGGCCAACGACUGUGGAGACGAGCGCGCCGCGACGCUCCUGCGCUUCUGGGCGCACCUCGUGCAGGUCUCCAGGCUGCCGGAAGUGCUGGGGGCGUCGCGCUCCUGGGAGGUCGAGAAACUCGCCACGGACCCUGCCGCACGCGGGCGCGGCAUCGCAAAGGAGCUGACAGUGCAGAGCCUUGCGUUGGCGCUCCAGAAGGGGUUCCCCACAGUGUGCGUAUUCUGCACCAGCGAGUUCAGCGGCCGCCUCUGCCGCUCUCUAAAAAUGCGCCACCUCGUGGACUUCCCGUACUCCGAGUACCGCGACCAACAUGGCCGCCAGCUCAUCUCGCCCCCGCCCCCGCACGAGCACGUCAACAUCUACGGCGACGACCUGCGCGCCGGCCACACAUCGACCGCCAACAAAAGCAAGGCGAAGGUAUCCACCGCAAACAGAUAA
This is a messenger RNA of Schistocerca nitens (vagrant locust), 876 nucleotides long. Its product is annotated as arylalkylamine N-acetyltransferase-like 2. Bases 1 to 876 code for a protein of 291 amino acids. Lineage: Eukaryota; Metazoa; Arthropoda; Insecta; Orthoptera; Acrididae. The transcript has 4 exons. Gene Ontology annotation, molecular function: N-acetyltransferase activity. The record is from RefSeq and is a predicted model, not a curated record.